CACGUAUAUUCUCUUUCCUUAUUAUAAAUAAGAUGGAGUCUAACACAUCAUUGUUGUAAAGAGAGAAAUAUAAUUAAAAUGAAUGUAUUGGAACAUGAGCAUCCCCUAAAGCUCGUUGAUUUGCAGCUAGAAUAUCCACCCUACGAAGAAGAAGAAGAAGAGGAAAAAGAAGAAGAUGAUGAUGAUGAUGAUGAGGGUGGUGGUGAUCUGGUUAAGAAAGAGGACUUUUCUGAAGUUGCAUGUGACAGGUGUGGCCAAGUAAUCAGCAUGUACCACAUGUACUACUACAAAUGUAUGGGAGGUGAUUCAUCAUCAUCAUCAUCAUCAUCAUCAUCAUCAUGUGAAUGUCUUUUCUCACUUCACAAAUUCUGUGCUGAGCUGUCCCCAAGGUUAGACCAUGCAUUGCACCAACACCCUCUUAUCCAGCGUUAUGAGACGCAUUAUUCUUGGACAUGUGAUGUUUGUAACCAAAUGCACACAGAUGAUGCAAUUUGUUAUAAAUGUGAUGAAUGUUCUUUUUACAUUGAUCUCAAGUGUGCUGUGGAAGUAGGAAAACGAAUCAUCCAUCAUCCGUGCCACCCACACGCAUUAAUUUGUGCAGUCUCUCAACCCAUUUUGUGCUACUGCCAGGCUUGUGGGAGAAGACAUGAAGGGAUGUUCUAUCAAUGUAGUACCACUUGUACCAACUUCACCAUACACAGUGAUUGUGCUUUCCUACCAGAAAAAUUGUUAAUCCAAGACAGAACAGAUGGUGCUUUUCAUCAUACUCAUCCCCUCACCAUUUCAUAUUCAUUCCCAGAUCAACUAGCUAAGCAUUUUCCCAGAUGCAGAGUAUGUGGUGGUUAUUUUUUUGGUAACAAGGAGGCAUAUCUUUGGAUAUACAAAUGCGAUAAAUGUAUGUAUUAUGCCCAUCUAGAUUGCGCAACAUCAAGAACAGAGCCGUUCAUGUCCAUCUUCUUGGCUGCAGAUUUUGGCAAAACCAUUAAAAAUUUUGAAGAUGUUGAUCAUCCUUAUCUCCUUCGUCUCCCAUUCCCCGAUGAAACAUACAGCCUACCUAAACACUCCUUGUUCUUCCAAGAAGAAAGCGGAACAAGUAGUUAUGAGGGAAACCUAAAACACAUAAGUCAUCAACACCCUCUCAUUCUAGUUGAUGUUGAUCACGGGCAAACCUCCUCCUCCUCAAAUUCUUUGUUAUUAAUAAAGUGUCAUGACCCAAUGAAAAAGACCCAACUGCUAUGCAACGGAUGUCUCAGACCAAUCAUGUCCACCAUGCCUCUUUACAAAUGCCCUCACCAGAGUUGCAAUGACUUUGCUCUCCAUGAGUGGUGCACUCGACUCCCCCAAGAAAUACAAAACCACCCAGAUCACCCACAACAUACCCUACAUCUCAUCUACUCAAACAAUCUUCCUUUCUUUUUCAGUGUGUUCCAUUGUGCUGUUUGUGAUCUGCCUUGCAACGGAUUUGCGUAUGGUUGUGUCGAAUGCAAAUACUUUGUUGAUGUUUCAUGUGGGCUUAUACCUAAAGAAAUCACACAUAAAGCUCACCCAAAUCACAUACUUUCAUUAGUUCAAAAGAUAUUUGGUGUUGAUAGGUGUCAUAUAUGUCGCCUACCUUUUGAUGAUGAUCAUGUUCAUUAUGAAAUUCGUCCAAUUUUGUUCGGCUGCAAAGCUUGUGAUAUUUAUAUGCAUCCCCAAUGUGCUUUGUUAUUAGCCGAAACAACCAGGCACAAGCAUGACAAGCAUCCCAUACACCUAAGUUACCUCCCAAUUGAGAACCAUAAGAGUGAAUACUUUUGUGAAAUUUGUGAGCAGGAUUUGAAUCCUAAUGCAUCUUUCUAUCAUUGCAAAGAUUGUGUUCAAUCCAUACAUACGGCUUGUGCUCCUCUAAUAGUUAAGUGCGAAACAGAAACCUAUAAUUUCCAUUCCAGAAGCACUUAUUAUUUUGUUAAUAUAAAGUUUGGAGGCACUCAUAACACCCGUCAACACCUACACCCUCUCUCAUUUGCUCAAGGUCUUGAGUUAGAUGAUCGAUGUAGUCGUUGUUUUGAGUUAUUACAAUACAAAAUGAUCUUUAAAUGUCUUGAAUGUAGGUUUGCCAUUGAUUAUGACUGUUGUAAAUUGUAAGCAUUUGAGCCACCAUAUAUGAAGCUUUUGCUCUCCCUACAACAUUGGUUUGUAAUUGAAAUUACUCUUUUUUGUAUCUCUCUCCUUUAUGUGUAAGAUAAUACAAUAAAAAAAUGGUUUGUAAUUGAAAUUACUCUAUCUAUAUGUCUCUUUUAUUCAUAAGAUAAUACAAUAACAAAAUGGAAUUUAACGCA
Messenger RNA from Lactuca sativa (garden lettuce), 2318 nucleotides. RefSeq lists its product as uncharacterized. Lineage: Eukaryota; Viridiplantae; Streptophyta; Magnoliopsida; Asterales; Asteraceae. The record is from RefSeq and is a predicted model, not a curated record.